GGCAUUAUUCCAAAUCAAGCAGGUAUCUGCUUCUGGUGUUAGAUUUUAAGAUGAAGCCACUAUGAAAUGUAAUAAGUCGUUUAUAACACAUACGCGUAGAUAUAAAAUUAAAAACAAAUGUUAAAAUAUUUCCCCUGAUCACUACAGAAUAGCUGUUACAUUAUUUUGAGGUGUAAAGACAAACUAUGCGUUUAGGCUUUCAAAUUUAAUACCCAAUAUAGUAUCAAAUAUUAUUCCAAACAAAACCAUUUGACUUGCCGAUGUCUAAUAUUGUACUUUUUAUUAGUCUUCAAAGUUGCAACGCAAUUCGCAUUUUUGUAGCUAAUUUAUUUUAAACGGACUAAAAUGCUAUUUUGUUGUUGUUUGUACCCUGAAAACAAAAGAAAGGGGCUUCCAUUUCGACCACCGACAUUUAUAAAGGCAAUAUUCGUGCGCAGCAGCCCAACAUUUAUUCAGAACAAUAACGUUUAUCUUCGUAAAAGAGUAAACCGUGCUUUUGUAAACAAUCAGGUCGACAAAAUGAACGCUACCGUGCCUAAUAGUGAUUUUCAUGUCAUUUUCAUGGCGUCUGUGAUGCGAUGCUGCCCCCCUCUGCCCUGGAGCGGCAGGCAGCAAAACAAGCCCGCUUCGCCAAUAGGAAGUAACUACGGUAGAGCUUCAAAAUACUGUCAACGGAUCGACAACAAAAACAAGCAGAGCGAUUUGCCGAACCCUGCCAUUGCCAGGGGCUGUGGGACACCCCAGGCCCUGACCCACAAGGCCACAGGUUAAGAGAUCCAUUCCUGGAUGCUGUUUGGCAGGAGGCCCACCAUCAAUGUGCUCCUAUUUGACCUCCAGAUCAAAUACGCUGCUUCUCCGCGUUUCCUCAGCUGAAGGUGUGAGAGUGGGAGGAGAGGUGAGAUGGAGUCAGAAGAGACAGAAGGACGCACUUUAGUGCAGGUGAUCAGUGAGAAGUACAGCCCGGAAAACUUCCCAUACUGUCGUGGGCCAGGAGUUGGAGUGGUGAUCCGGUCGAGUCCCCAGGGUUCACCUGUCAAAGAUCGUCUGAACCUGCCCAGCAUUCUGGUUCUGGAUGGUUGUGGAAUCACGGAGGCCGGAGAUGAGGAGGAGGUGGCCACGUUCUGCGCUCACGUGGUUGAGCUAGACCUCUCUCACAACCAGUUAAAAGACUGGGGAGAGAUAAGUAAGAUCCUGUGUAACAUCCCUAACCUAGACUUUCUCAAUCUGAGUAUGAAUCCACUGAGAGGGUCGAGUCUAGAGCCUGGAGCUGCUGAAGCGUUCUCAGGCCUCCGCCGCCUCGUGCUCAAUAACACGCAUGUCACCUGGGACAUGGUGCAUGCACUUACACGAGAGAUCCCAGAGCUAGAGGAAUUGUUUUUGUGUCUGAACGAGUAUGAGAGCGUGAGUGUGUCAUCUACGAUGUGCCCGUCCCUGCGCCUGCUGCAUAUCACAGAUAACCAGCUGCAGGAUUGGGUGGAGGUGCGCAAGCUGGGCCUCAUGUAUCCAGGCCUGGUGUCUCUUAUCCUGGCAAACAACUCCCUCUCUUCUAUCCACGAGCCUGAGGACUCCCUACAGAGACUCUUUCCCAAUCUGCGCAGCAUCAACCUACACAACUCAGGUUUAAAUCGCUGGGAGGACAUUGAGAAAUUGAAUUUCUUCCCAAAGCUUCAAGAGGUCAGACUGAUGGGUAUUCCUUUGCUGCAGCCCUACACUGAUCAGGAAAAACGUUGUCUUAUGGUAGCACAUUUGCCUCACGUGACUGUAUUGAACGGCAGUGUUGUCACUGAUGGAGAAAGAGAGGAUGCAGAACGCUUUUUCAUCCGCUACCAUCUGGACUGCCCUGAGGAUGAGCUACCCUUUCUUUUGAACUAUUCCUCUUUUUUAAGAGUAUGGGCUGCAUUUACUUUUGCUCUUUGAAAUCAAGCAUACCCUGAGGAUACCCUCUACCCCUUUGGACCAGCUCACAGGGAUAUAGAAACCCCUAAGAUGGAUGAUGGCAGUUCUACAGAGAUUCCACUACUAAUUCCAUUCAUAUUCUUCAAUGUGCCCUAUAGGUCCCUUUAUGUCAACAACAAUGGAGUGGUCUCCUUCAACGUUCAGGUGAGUCAAUUCACUCCAGAGGCUUUUCCCCUCAGUGACAGCCGUUCCUUCAUUGCCCCUUUAUGGGCUGACGUGCAUAAUGGUAUCCGUGGGGAUGUGUACUACCGUGAGACAACAGACCCAGAGACCCUGGAGAGGGCCACUCAGGAUGUCAGAAAGUAUUUCAAGAAUAUGGUGUCCUUCACUGCCACCUGGGUCUUUGUUACUACCUGGAAUCAGGUCACCUUUUAUGGGGGCAGCCAGACAACGCCAGUAAAUACAUUUCAGGCAGUUUUGAUCUCCGAUGGCCAAGCUUAUUUUGCUAUGUUCAACUAUGGGGAGAUCAGUUGGAGCACAGGCACAGCUAGUGGAGGAGACCCUCUUACAGGCCUGGGAGGAACCACAGCACAAGCAGGUUUUAAUGGUGGAGAUGUCAGCCAUUUCUUUAACCUUCCUGGAUCACGCUCAAAUGAAGUGGUCAACAUUGAACAAACCACUAAUGUUAACGUACCAGGGCGGUGGUUCUUCCGUAUUGAUGCUGAUCAAAUAGACCCAGCAAAUGGCUGCAGCUACAUUGGGCGGUUUUACCGGCGUGGGGAGGUUUUCUGGUUAUCAGACCAAUGCACUCAGCGAUGUAGAUGUCUCGACCUGGAUAAUGAGGUCAUCUGUCAAGAAACUCCAUGUGGUCAGUUAGAAACCUGUGAACAGGUGGAGGGAGCUUACUACUGCCAGCCUACCCGUACCAGCACCUGUGUGGUGUUUGGAGACCCCCACUACCACACUUUCGAUGGAUUUCUUUAUCAUUUUCAGGGUACUUGCUCAUACCUGUUGGCUCGUCCAUGCUGGGAAAUGCCUGGUUUGCCCUUCUUCAGUGUGGAGGCCAAGAAUGAGAACCGUGGUGUGACCACUGUGUCCUGGCUACGGGAUGUGACAGUAGAGGUCUACAACCACCGUGUCACACUACCCAAAGGGACUCUGGGAACUGUUCAGGUGGAUGGCUUGAUAAAGACUCUCCCUGUUCAACUUCAACUAGGUGCUGUCAAGGUAUACCAAUCUGGCGUUGCUGUCGCUUUGGAAACAGACUUUGGUCUUUUAGUGACCUAUGACGGAUUGCACUACGCCUCCAUCUCCCUCCCCAGCUCUUAUUUCAACAACACUUGUGGUCUAUGUGGUAACUACAACGAUGACCCCGCCGAUGACCCCGUGUUGCCAGAUGGCUCUUUGGCAGAGAGCGUAGUGGAACUGGGUGGUAGCUGGCGAGCUGAGGACACAGAUUUUCGUUGUACAGAUGGCUGUGCCCAGAACUGUAGCAUGUGUGAACCAGCAGCCGAAGCAUUCUACUUUCGCUCAGACUACUGUGGGCUGAUCAAUAAGACUGAUGGCCCUUUCCGAGACUGCAGAGCUGUGGUAGACCCCACAGCAUUUGUGUAUAGCUGUGUUUAUGAUAUGUGCAGCAAUCGUGAUAACAUCACCACCCUGUGCCAAGCUAUACAGGCAUAUGCACUUGCAUGCCAGGCCUUGGGAGUCACUAUACGACCCUGGAGAUCACGCUCGUUCUGUGCAUUGACAUGCCCUGAGAACAGCCACUACCAAGUUUGCACAAGUGCAUGUCCUGCCUCCUGCUCCGACCUAACAUCUCACCUUUACUGUACCCAUCCAUGCACUGAGGGCUGCCAGUGUGACCAGGGCUAUGUGCUGAGUGGCAGCCGAUGUGUCCGUCGUUCUGAUUGUGGAUGUGAACGUGACGGCCUGUACUAUGCCCUAAAUGAGACCUUCUGGGCAGGGGAAGGGGGUGAGGUGGGUGAAGAAUGCUUCCAGCGUUGUGUGUGUGGCCCAGCAGGAGAAGUAACAUGCUUCAACGACUCUUGUGGUGAAGGUGAGGUGUGUGUAGCAGAAGUUGGGUUGUUGGGAUGUUACCCUCGUCGUGAAGCAGUCUGUUCGCUGUCUCAGACUCAAAUACUGGCUACGUUUGAUGGGUUCACAAUGCCAUUCCCUGAUGAGAGCUCAUUCUACCUGGUGAAGACUUUGGGACGCUUGCCUGCAAAUGUUACAUCAGUGGAAGUGAAGAUUGGCCGGAAGCUGGUGAAUAAGGGCCCUACAUGGCUACGGCCAGUAGUUGUUAGAGUGGGACAUUUGGAAGCACAGAUAGGUGGCUCAGAUUUUGACGUGAUAAAGGUCAAUGGUGAACCAGCAAUUCUUCCUUAUGUCCACCCAGUGGAGCCUUUAAUGAUAUACCGGUCCUCUGGUAAUACCACGGUGAUUGAGUGGAGUGGUUUAGUCCGCACCCGAUACUCACGUCAGGGAUUGCUAAACAUCACUCUCUCCACUCUCUUUUACAACACCACCUGUGGUCUUUGUGGUUUCUUCAAUGGAGAUCCAAUUGAUGACCUCCGUCUACCUAGUGGAAGGCAGGCAGAUACACCCGAACAGUUUAUUGAGGGCUGGAGAGCCAUUGCGGAUGAUCUGACGUGCAAUGGCGACUGUGAGGACUUGUAUCGUAUGUGUACAGAUUUAAGGCUGUACCAGAGCCCAUGGCUGUGUGGAAACAUCAACGACCCUGGAAACAGCUCGUUCCUGGCUUGCCAUGCAGCAGUUAAUCCCUCUCCUUUCUUCAGGAACUGCCUCUACAACAUGUGUGUGAAGGAAGGAAACCGUUCUGCCCUGUGUAACUCUCUCCAAGCAUAUGCUUCAGCUUGCCAGGAUGCGCAGAUAAACUUGGGAGCCUGGAGAAGUGCUACCAACUGCCCUCUUCCCUGCCCAGAAAACAGUCAUUUCGAUGAGUGUACAUCUGCAUGCCCUCUCACUUGCUCUAACUUGGAUGAUCCUGACGAGCCGUGCCCUGUACCCUGUUCAGAGGGCUGCCAGUGUGAAGAGGGAUUUGCCCUACGCGAUGGCAUCUGUGUGGCACGUAGCGACUGUGGCUGCUUCUACCUGGGCCGUCAGCUAGCCACCAAUGAGACAUUCUGGACAGACUGGGAGUGCCAGGAACGCUGCUACUGCAACGGCACAGACAACAGUGUCUACUGCACCUUCUCACCCUGUCACCCAGAAGAGUACUGCCAGGAGACUGAAGGUCUGUUUUUCUGUCAGCCUAGGACAGAGGCCAUGUGUGUUGUUGCUGGUUAUGGACACUUUUUGCCUUUUGGAGGUGUACCGUUUGACCUCCAGAGCAGCUGCACUCUUCGUCUAGCCACUACUGAUGCAGAGACCAUUCUGGGGGGACUGCCCAGGUUCCAGUUUUCAUCUCGGAGCGAAGAGAGAGACACUGGACAGGCUAUAUGGGUGCGGGGAUUUGUUCUGGAAGUCUAUGGAUAUGAAAUUGAGGUGUCACGAAGUUUUAAACACACAGUCACGGUGAAUAAAGAGCGCCUGUAUCUGCCUAUAAAACUUGGUCCAGGAAAAGUUAACAUAUACACCCUUGGUCUGCAAUUACUUGUGGAGACAGAUUUUGGUCUGAAGGUGGCUUUUGAUUGGAAUACUCUACUGCUUCUGACUCUUCCUCGCAGUCUCUUUAACGCCACUUGUGGGCUCUGCCAAGGAAUGCCCAUUACUGGUCCCGCACUAAGUGUCACAGAAUGGGGCAUGGCAUGGGCAGAACGUGACACCUUCUGCCAAGUGGGCUGUGGGGACUCUUGCCCUCGCUGUGGACUGGCUGAGAGGGGCCUAGCUGCAGUGAGAUUAUGUGGACUUAUAAUAGAUCGUGGAGGUGUGUUUGCACGCUGUCACAGCAAAGUGGCACCAGCAUACUUCUACCAGAGCUGUCUGCAGGAUACAUGUGUAGAUCAAGGUGCGAGAGAGACCAUCUGUAAUUGGCUACAGAUUUAUGCCAGUACCUGUCAGACACAAGGAGUGUCUGUCAUUGGCUGGAGAAGUUCCACACCCUGUGUGCUGUCGUGCCCCGUGAACAGCCACUAUUCCAGCUGUAUGAUGGUGUGCCAGCCGCAAUGUGCCCCUGCACGUGGACAGAGAGACUGUAACCAGUACUGUGUUGAGGGGUGCCAGUGUGACCAAGGCUAUGUGCUCAACGGCAAAAGCUGUAUCCUUAGUCAGAACUGUGGAUGCUACACGGAUGGUAAAUACUAUGAGCCUAAGCAGUUGUUCUGGAACAGUGACUGUACCAAACGCUGUCAGUGUAUCGGCCGCAAUCUGAUUCAGUGUGACCCACGGCGAUGUAAAACAGAGGAGGAAUGCGUUCUACGUCAUGGUGUGCGAGGAUGCUUUGCCCGACGUAAUCAACACUGUGUGGCAUCAGGCGGUGGCGUCUUCCGUACUUUUGAUGGUGCCUCUCUUCGCUUACCUGCCUCAUGCUCCUUUGUUCUUUCAACGAUCUGUCAUAAGCUGCCUGAGUUAUCUUUUCAACUUAUUGCCAAUUUUGAUAAGUGGAGUACACCCAACCUAACCACCAUCUCCCAUGCUUAUCUCUACAUCAACGAGGAAAACAUUCUCAUCUCUGGAAACACAGUUAAGGUAAAUGGUACGCCUGUGUCCGUACCUUUUGUCACAGGUCUAAUGACACGAGUAUCCACAUCAGAGGGAUUCCUGGUGAUUGACACUCCCCAGGACAUCCAAGUGCGUUAUAACCGAUUCAACACCCUCAGCAUUACAAUGGGCCCACGUCUGCAGAACAAGGUGUGUGGACUGUGUGGGAACUUCAAUGGGGACCCCACUGAUGAUUACAUCACCUCACGUGGAAAACCCGCCGUCAGUGCACUUGAGCUUGCUCAGAGCUGGAAAACCAACGGCAUGCAGAACAGCUGUGAUGAGACGCAGUAUGUGGCUCUGGCUCAGUCCUGUGAUAACACAGCAGUAUCAGAACUCCAGGGAGAGGACAACUGUCUGAAGCUCACAGAUUUGAAAGGUUUCUUCCAGCCCUGCCACGGCCUGCUGGACCCUCACCCCUUCUAUCAGUCUUGUUACAUGGACGGCUGCUACAACCACCGCAAGGCCCAGGUGUGCGGCUCCAUGGCAGCCUACGCUGAGGCCUGCCGCUCUUUCGGCACUCUUACCACCAAGUGGAUUGCACAGGAGAACUGCUCAGAAUGGAUCUAUGACCCCUGUGCAGGAGAGAUUUGCUCAAACAACACAUGUGAGCAGGAGAAUGGAGGAGAUCUGUGUGGCUGCCCUGAGCUACCCAGCACUGAAAUUAGUGAGGAUGACAUUAUCCAGGCAGAGGUGACCUGUAAACACGCUCAGAUGGAGGUUUCUAUCUCCAAGUGCCGUCUGUUCCAGCUGGGCUUUGAGAGGGAAGAUGUACGGAUUAACGACCAGCACUGUGCUGGUAUCGAGGGAGAGGAUUUCAUCUCUUUCCAUAUCAACAAUACCAAGGGACAUUGUGGCUCUAUUGUACAGUCAAAUGGAACACACAUUAUGUACAAGAACACGGUGUGGAUCGAGAGUGUGAACAACACAGGGAAUGUAGUGACACGUGAUAAGACCAUCAACGUGGAGUUUUCUUGUGCUUAUGAAUUGGACAUCAAGAUCUCCCUGGAGACAGUAUUGAAGCCAAUGCUCAGUGUAAUAAACCUCACACUGCCGACCCAGGAGGGCAACUUCAUCACAAAAAUGGCCUUGUAUAAGAACGCCUCUUACCGGCAUCCAUACCGCGAGGGAGAAGUGGUGCUGAGCACCAGGGACGUUCUGUUUGUGGGGGUGUUUGUGGAAGGAGCAGAUGAUAAACAGCUUAUUCUCAUUGUUAACAUGUGCUGGGCUACACCAUCUCGUUACAGCAGUGAUCGCCUUCGUUACAUAAUCAUAGAGAGAGGGUGUCCUAACAUCAAGGAUAACACUAUAGGCAUGGCUGAGAAUGGCGUGUCCCUCACCUGCCGCUUCCACGUCACUGUCUUUAAGUUCAUUGGUGAUUACGAUGAGGUGCAUUUGCACUGUGACGUCUCUCUGUGUGACUCAGAGACCAACGCUUGCAAAGUGAAUUGCCCUCAUAACAAACGAAGUUAUAUGGAUUACAGUCAGCAUAAAGAACAGAUCCUGUCAGUGGGACCAAUCAGAAGAAGAGAUUCAGACUGGUGUGAAGAGGAUAAUGGUGGCUGUGAGCAGAUCUGCACUAGUCAAGUAACAGGCGCUGUGUGCAGCUGUGUGACAGGAAUGCUACAGAGAGAUGGGAAGAGCUGCCGAGUCACCAGUAUGAGUACUGACCUUCAACCCCUGCUUCUUCUGGCAGCUGUUGUUGUAAGCGUCAACAUCUUACUGCAAACACACACCUCAGUUUUUUUCUCUUAACACCCACCAAGCAAGGUCAAGGGAGACAGAGGCGUAUACAGACAAAAGGGAGGAGAAAAGAAAAGCAAAAAGGAGCCAGUGAGGGGAUAUGCAUGUGAUGCAUCAGCAGUCCUGCAGUGAGGACCACCUCUGAGCAGUUCCCUUCAUCGAAGUGAAAACUGUGAUCAAAUGCAACCAAGUGAUCCUUCACCAGCUGGAUAUCUCAGACAUAAACAACGUGCCUCAGUCCAAUAUAAUAACAUGACACCCUUCAGACCCUGAAAAAUCCCAAAUCUUUUCUUUGGCACAACAUCUAAAUGUCAGAAACCAAAAAAAAAGCAAACUGUCACUUUGAAACGUAGUAAUAGAAAGACGACUACUGAAUAUUUCACAGCCACUAAUGACAGAUUAGCGAGCGUUACUUAUUAGAUGAUGAAUUUUCCUGAAAAAUCACUGAAACGUUGAAAGCACGUGUUGCAAGAAUGGAUGAUAAUUCUCAACACCAGUUAUGUUGUUGUAAUGUUUUUGAUUUAGUUGAUUUGAUGAAAUGCAUACCCUCUAUUGCUCUAAUUCUCAAUAUGCCAUUUUGUUUCUUAUUUAAACCCCUUUUUUGCCAUACUAAAGUAUUGCUGAGAUCAAAAUGCCAAUCAGCAUUUGUAUUCCUGCGAAUACAAAUGAGUGAAUAGUGUUUGGUACCAACACACAAAUGUUCUUGAGUAGCCAACUUUUCAAGCAUCACUUAUUUAAGCUGUAUAUAGUAGGCCAUGUUUGAUGGAUGUGAACACUUUUGCCCUGUACUAUAAAUACUCAAUGUACUGUAUGAAUCACUGACAUAAAGUGAAUUGUUAGAGUCAUCAACUCCAUUUGCAAUUUAAUCUGCCAAUAUCACUCAUACUUCAUGGUGAUGAUGAUGAUGAUAUUAAUGGAAAUUCAAGGACUGGUUCUAAUCACUUUGCUCAUGACACCACACAACUGAAAUAUACUGCAUUUCCUGUAGGCUUGGGACUGCCAUAACACCAUGGUAAAGGAUGUAGUCAGCUGAUUGGUGACCAAACCCUUGAUGUCCAUACUUACUGUAACGAU
This is a messenger RNA of Puntigrus tetrazona (Sumatra barb), 9375 nucleotides long. It is a transcript of the gene tecta, whose product is annotated as tectorin alpha. The record is from RefSeq and is a predicted model, not a curated record. The transcript is spliced from 37 exons. Gene Ontology annotation, biological process: cell-matrix adhesion. Lineage: Eukaryota; Metazoa; Chordata; Actinopteri; Cypriniformes; Cyprinidae. Gene Ontology annotation, molecular function: protein binding.